Hibiscus syriacus is the source of this 858-nucleotide messenger RNA. RefSeq lists its product as uncharacterized. Gene Ontology annotation, molecular function: nucleic acid binding; RNA-DNA hybrid ribonuclease activity. The record is from RefSeq and is a predicted model, not a curated record. Lineage: Eukaryota; Viridiplantae; Streptophyta; Magnoliopsida; Malvales; Malvaceae. The transcript has 3 exons. Bases 1 to 858 code for a protein of 285 amino acids.
AUGGUUGCUAAGUUACAGAUCCUGCCUAAGAUUAAGAUCUUUUCUUGGAGAGUGGCACAUGGUGGGUUACCAGUUGGUAAGCGGUCACGUGACACUGGCUUGAGUGAUGGUCUUUGUUCAAUGUGCGGCUUGGAAGAAGAGACAGUAGUUCAUAUUUUACGGGAUUGCUCUUAUGCCCAAGAAACUUUUAUUUGUGCAAGUAUGCAGGGUACAUUCUUGUCUAGUCAGCUUGUUUCUUCAUUGGACUGGAAUUCCAAAGUGCAUGAUAACAAACUUCAACCCCCAUGGAUAUUGUCCAUCAACGCUACCUCCCUUCAUCACGACUACCUAUUAGCUAGGGAACAUGUGCCAAGGAGAGCAAGAGCUGUGCGAUCUUCUCCAGGAGCAGCUUCAUGUAUUGACCAGGCAAAGUGGCAACCUCCCCUCCAAGUGGUUGUGGGGGUUAUUACCAAAAAUGUCAUUGGCCAGGUACUUGGUGGCAUGACUGCGUCGUCACCAGGUUGUGUCGAAGCUGGGCUUUCAGGGAUUCAUGCUCUGAAUGCAGCUCUCUCUUUGGAAGUUGAGUAUCGGUGGAUGCAUGUAAUCUUUGAAUCGGAUUCAACGCUUGUAGUCAACAAGAUGUCUGGAUCGGAGGAGGAUUUGUCCACUUUGGGUUAUCAUCUUUGGGAAGCUUGUAGGAUUUUGGAUGCUAAUUUAAAUUACAAAGUGUGUUUUGUUCCUAGAACUUGUAAUAUUGUGGCACAUUCUUUGGCUAAGUUGGCUCUCCGUUCUGGAAAUGCCUUGUAUUUUGACUCGGUUUGUCCCGAGAUUAUUACGUCUGUUGUAUCCAAUGAUUUUUCUGGCAAUUCAAUGUCCUAG